This is a messenger RNA of Daucus carota subsp. sativus, 1378 nucleotides long. Its product is annotated as protein DEHYDRATION-INDUCED 19 homolog 4. Bases 267 to 590 code for a protein of 107 amino acids. The transcript is spliced from 4 exons. The record is from RefSeq and is a predicted model, not a curated record. NCBI's taxonomy places the organism in Eukaryota, Viridiplantae, Streptophyta, Magnoliopsida, Apiales, Apiaceae.
CCUCGUAAUCAGUGCACUUACCCACUAGUACACAUACACACAGAGUAUAUAUAUAAUCAUGUCUGAAGCUGCUGCUGGAUAUGUCAACAAGUACCCUUAAUCUCAAGUCAAAACUGCUCUUAAACUCUCUGCUCAUUUAACUUGUCAUCUUUGUUACAAGAUUUUAUUCAUUCAUUCUUGACUUCUAUUAUUUUUAUAUCUUGCCCAAUUCUUUUUGAUUCAUUUGUUCAAAGGGGUGUCAAGAAAAAAUAGAUUAUAAAUUGUUUAUGGAUUCUGAUUUGUGGGUGUCUAGACUUGCUGCAGCUAAAAGGCAAUUCUUUAAUCACCACAAUAAUCAUCUCAAUGCCCAUCUUGAAAUGCUGAUUGCUGAAGAAGAUGAGGAGGAGGAUGAGGAUGAUGAUGAUGGAACAGGAUAUCCAUGCCCCUACUGCUAUGAGGAAUUUGAUUUCAUUCCACUCUGCCAUCAUCUUGAGCAUGAGCAUUACACUCAGACUGCUGAAACAAUUUGUACUAUCUGUGCUGAAAAUGUCUCUGGAGACAUGCUCCGUCAUAUUACAACCGAUCAUGAACCACUCUUCAAGAUAUCCUGAAAAUGAAUAUUAAUUAUUGUAUUUUUUUUCUAAUGCUUUCUCUGUGCACAUAAUUAUACUGUUAUAUUAGUCCAAUUUCAUUUUUUUCUUUAACUGAAAAUCACAUAGCCAUACAGCAAAACAGGUUACGAAAAAUUCCGUACCCUACCAGUCAGGAGCUAUCUCUCUUGGGGAGGGAUAUGCGUGAGGCCCGCUUAAAGACGCUUUUAGCAGGCAAGGGGAAACAACAGUCAAGCAGUGGCGCUUCGGGUUCCCUUCUGUCAUCAGUUCUGUACCCCGCUCCUGCAGUGGAUGAAAUUUCGAAACUAGUGAUCUCCUGUGCAGAGGAAUCGUCCAAAGCAGUUGAACCUCCACAACCUAUCUGGCAGUCUAGUUUGGAUCCAUCUUUAAGCAGCGAAGAGCGUGAAAGGAGAAAAAGGCAGGCUGCUGGAAAAGCUGCUUUUGUGCGAAGUCUGGUGUUCUCAACCAUGUUUGAGGACUAAGUAAAUUACUUGUUUUAAUCCCUAGUUAUCAUAAGGCUUGAAUAGUAAUGGUCCUUACUAUUUAACAAGCCAUUUGGUACCUUGUUUGUUUUCUUUUUUAUGGAGCAGCCAGAUAAGGGCGGCACUGUCAGAGUCUUACUUUUUCAUGUGUCGCUGACUUUACUUGUCUUGUGCUACUUGUAAGACAUAAAAUGAUCUUUUAGCUACCCCUAAAUUUUUAGAUGACUUUUUUUAACUACAAAUAGAAUUUUCUGCUCGCUAUGGAUGCCAUAUAGAAACUAAAUUGCUGAUGCGCUUGUUCUCAAA